This is a messenger RNA of Theileria parva strain Muguga, 970 nucleotides long. RefSeq lists its product as uncharacterized. The transcript has 5 exons. Bases 1 to 954 code for a protein of 317 amino acids. The record is from RefSeq and is a predicted model, not a curated record. Lineage: Eukaryota; Apicomplexa; Aconoidasida; Piroplasmida; Theileriidae.
AUGUCUCUACCUAACUGGAAGGGCCUCUUAAAAUGGUCACUCUCAAAGGUCGACCCCAAAAGGAAAGAUGAGGAAGUGAAGAAAAUGUCUAAGGAGGACAUGGAGUUUCUUGAAGGCGCCAUGGCUUCAGUAAAUGAACACGAGAAAGAGAUUGCAAACUCAGUUUCUGAAGUUAACAGGAUCUCUAAGGCAUUUGCAACUUCAGAAAAUGCAGAAGAUAAGAGCAAAGGUGUCGAGUUUGACAAAAAGGUUCUAUUGGAAUCUCUAGAUAAACUAGAGGAACACUUUGAAGAACACCCUAGCAACGCUACAAGUCUUGCACGCCAAGGGCUCCUAGAGUCAUUCACACUUUUACUAAAGAGUGAUGAUCUAGAGGUGUUAUCAGCAACCCUCUCUAUUAUUUCAUGUUCAUUCUCAAACAACGAGUCUGUGCUGGAGGACGCCUCCAAGACCCAGCUGGUUCCAAAUCUUCUGAAACUAAAGGCUAAGUUAAAGGACACUGACCUCGAACCCAAGCUUAUAACUGCCAUAUCUUCGUCAAUUAGAAACUGCAGGAGAGCAGAGCAGCUUUUUGUUACACUGGGUGGACUAGGCUACUUGAAGGAUUCUCUUGAAAGUAGUAAUCUAAAGACUAGAGAAAGGGCUAUCCUUCUAUUCAACCACUUCAUAUCACUAGACAAGGCUAGUAAACUGAUAAUGGCGACAUUAAAUCCCUACAAAAUAUUAAAUAUGCUUUUACCUCUUGACCCUGAAAAUAACGGGAUUCAAUUCACCGAACUAUCGUGUACACUAGUCUUCCUAAUUCUUCAGAAACACUCCAACGCAUUUACUGGUGGAGAGUUGGCUGCGGUCUCCAAGCUCCUGGAUAGAGAACUCAAAUCUCUGGAAUCGUUAAACGCAGUUGAUUAUGAGAAAGUUAAACAAUUGUUAGAAAAAAGCAAGGACUUAGUCUAAAUAUAUUGCACAUUUA